Molecule: messenger RNA, 1097 nt
Organism: Archocentrus centrarchus (flier cichlid)
Lineage: Eukaryota; Metazoa; Chordata; Actinopteri; Cichliformes; Cichlidae
Product: complement factor H-related protein 1-like
Exons: 9
Coding region: 6-932 (308 amino acids)
Source: RefSeq, a predicted model, not a curated record
AAUGCAUGGUGCAGUUUCUCCAGGAUAAGAUGGUAAACCAGGCUCUUUACUCUGCUUUGAGAACGUGGUUUCAUUCCUGCAACAUGUGUCUGAGGUCUCUUGGAUUUGUCCUCAUUUUGUUUCCCGGAGUGCUUCAAGCACAGGGCUGUGAUGCUCCCAGACUGCUUCAUGGUAACUUUCUCCCCAAACAACAGACUUAUUCUGAUGGAACCACGAUCACAUAUGCUUGUGAUAAUGGAUAUAAACCUGCAGUGGAGGGCUGGUGGGCAACCAGUACAUGUCAACAUGGGACAUGGUCUCACGAACCACAAUGUAUAGGUGAAAGCUCCUGCCUUCCGCCAACUAUUCCCAAAGCAAAGUACCCUGAAAACUCAAACGGCUGGUAUGAGGAUGGAAGUACAUUAAGGAUAACAUGUGAAGCAGGAUUUGAGCACAAAAACCAGAACACCACCACUACCUGUGGAAAUGGAAACUGGUCCCCUGUACCAGUCUGUGGGAGAUCUGCUGACACCUCUGCCUCAAAUGACAGUAGACCUGCACUGAGAAACAGACGGUUGUGUGGAAACCCAGUCAUUCAAAAUGCUGAAGUUGUGGAGGAACGUCCAAUGUAUUUGAAAUAUCGGUGUAAUCGUUUUUACAGACCAGCUGGUCCAAGGACUGUGACUUGUUACAGAAAUGGCAGCUGGUCUCAGAUGCCCACCUGUGAAGAAGCGUUCUGUGUGAUGGAUCCUGCUAAAUAUGCUCAUUAUGGUGUUAAACCAGGUCAAAGUGAAUAUAUAGAGGAUGGAAAGACACAGUUUUUUAAGUGCAUUUCAAUGUCCAAAUUCAUCAUUGCUCAGUGCACUAAUAGAAGAAUAACUUUGGCCAGGUGUUGUUCCACCUUUGAACGCAUGUAUUUUGACUACUGUUUCCAAUUCACUGAACCCACCUGACAGGAUGAGUGUUUGAAAUACUUCCUCCAGAAACUGCAGAACAACAAUUUUGGAGCUGAUUGUUCUUUGAACAGCAUUGUUCACAUAUGAUUUGAACUCUUAAUGACUCAUAACAUGAUGUGUCCUUUGAAUAAAUGUCUGAAUAAAAUGUUUCAUCAUUAGUGA